AUGACACUCAAUUAUGAAAAACCCGUUGCUAUUUUUAAUGGAAGAUUACCUGCAACAUUAAUUAUGAAAAUGCCAGUGCUUAACGCCUCAACAUCUGCGUCCCAAUUCUUCACUCUUCCCUUCAGAAGGAAAAAGCAACGGUAUACAAUAAACCCUCCAGAUGUUUGCUACAAUGUAAUUUAUCUGGGCAACGUUCUUACAAUAAUGGCUGGAGGAGAGCAUUGCUUUGAAAAGCCACUAGAGUUGAUUUGGAAGGCCUAUUGUAAUAGAACUGACGGUGACCUAAAUAUGGGUCUAGAGAUAACUCGGUCAGGACUAAAAGCUGAAACAAAAGAGCAGGGCCUCACUGAAUAUUGGGCUCAUCGCAUUACUUCAUCAGGAGCCCCAGCAAAUUAUCCAAGGAUAUUCUGUUGGAUAUACAAACACGAUGGAAAAAGGCUCAAGCCGGAGCUUCGUUGCCAUGCAGUUCUCUGCAAGAGAACCUCUGAUCCUCUCAACAUCCACACUAAGCUACAGGAAUUUCUACACACUGCUUUACAGGUUAGGAAUCGAAACAUGUUCCGUACAUCCGCGGUGGAGUACAGACGAGAAAAAAUAGCAGUUCAAAACGCCCGUCUAACUGGCUCUGCUGGUUGCCCUCGACGAAAAAAGUUGCUUCACACAGGAAGUCUCAACUUUCGUCCACCCGUGUGCCGCUCGAAAUCGGCUCCUCGUUUAGGAAGUAUAGACGAGGAACAAGAAGUAGACUUUUGUUACAUUGAUGAACCUGAAAGUGACAGCGAAUCAGUAUGCUAUCGCGCUGAACCGGACAGACUAGGAAGAGCGUCAUCGGACCCCUCCCCUAAUGCUGCAUCCACCAAAGAAGUGGAAGAAGGUUAG
Messenger RNA from Strongylus vulgaris, 879 nucleotides. NCBI's taxonomy places the organism in Eukaryota, Metazoa, Nematoda, Chromadorea, Rhabditida, Strongylidae. The record is from the annotation of a GenBank genome assembly.